Molecule: messenger RNA, 776 nt
Organism: Pieris rapae (cabbage white)
Lineage: Eukaryota; Metazoa; Arthropoda; Insecta; Lepidoptera; Pieridae
Exons: 6
Coding region: 7-741 (244 amino acids)
Source: RefSeq, a predicted model, not a curated record
AAUUUGAUGAGUGAACAUUUAAAAUUUGAAAAAGUACGUGCAGUGUGUUCUAAAGUUGACGAUAUAUGUAAAAGAAAUUCAAGUAAUGUGUGUGCGGUGCGAUUCUUUCACGAAAAGAUGGAUUACAAGGAUUUUGAAAACACGUGCUUUUUGUAUAUGACCAAUAUGUGUGAUAAUCCUGAGCAUGAAUACGCCAUCGUUGUAUCUGGGUCAUGUAAUGAGUUUUUAAAGACACGUAGAAGUAGUGUCAUAUCCGCCCCAAUAGUUAAAAAAUCAGAACAAAACUCAACCAGCAAGUUUAAAUCUAAUACCACCCAAACCCGAAAGGCUUUUAAACAUUUGCGAGCCCACCCAGAGACAACAUGGAGCACGCUCUACGACAUUGAGACAGCUUUUGACUAUCACCUAUGCCCCCUUUCCUGUCCAAACACAUAUGAUCCUGUGUGUGUCGCUGUCAACCGCGGCCAUGGAUUGUAUUUUAAGUUCUACACAUUUGUGAACCACUGUGCGGGUGAUUUGUACUAUUGCAAACAUUGGGAAGAAUUCAGUCCACCACCAGAUGAAGGGGAACUGGUGAAGAGUUCGCCACUCAGUUGGUCUUACUGUGCAUCUAACAAAUAUAUUCAAUACGCACGAUUCAGUGAAGUAACAUCAUCAAUGGGGUACUAUGGAUGGCUGGCGGGCGACUAUAAAUACAGCCAUAUUAUGGAGCCUCACGAAAGAAUACCCGGCCAUGGAUAAUUGAAUAUGUUAUAUGCAAGAUUAUUAAUUUAAUU